Striga asiatica is the source of this 1980-nucleotide messenger RNA. The record is from the annotation of a GenBank genome assembly. NCBI's taxonomy places the organism in Eukaryota, Viridiplantae, Streptophyta, Magnoliopsida, Lamiales, Orobanchaceae.
AAAGAAAAAAAAAAGAAGAAAAGCGAUUUUGCCUGUGGAACUCUCCAAAGACUCGCGCAAAGAAGAGAACCGGAAGAGAGAAAGGGGAAGCUAGAAAGAAAUGUCUCAGAUUCCAAACUUGGAGAAUGCCCCAAUCAAUCUCACUUCUAUUCGAGCUCGAGCUCAGACGGAGCUGGAAAGUAUCUUUAAACAUGUUCGAGGAGACAAAUGUUUGGUGAUUGAUCCGAAGCUUAGUGGGUCUCUGUCACUUCUGGUCCAAAGCUCGGAACUGAAGAAACAUGGUGCUGAAUUGAGGCAUCUAACAGCGGAGCCAAUUCAAACUGAGCGCACCAAAGUGGUGUACCUUGUUCGAGCUCAGCUUGACUUGAUGAAAUCCAUUUGCUCUCACAUUCAUAAUGAUACAUCAAAAGGGCUUCAUAGGGAGUACUUCCUCUACUUUGUUCCUCGCCGGCUGGUUGCAUGUGAGAAGGUACUUCAGGAGGAAAAAGUUCAUGAAAUGUUGAACAUUGGGGAAUUUCCAUUGUACAUGAUUCCACUGGACGAGGACUUAAUAUCAUUCGAGCUUGAUCUAGCUCAGAAAGAAUAUUUGGUGGAUGGAGAUGCUACCUCUCUCUGGCAUAUUGCAAAAGGCAUUCACAAUCUGGAGUUUUCUUUUGGAGUAAUACCAAAUGUUAGGGCCAAGGGCAAAGCAGCUACACGUGUUGCUGACAUUUUAAAUAGGAUGCAAGCUGAAGAGCCUGUUAGCAGAUCAGAUGUCGGCAUUCCAGAAAUAAACACUCUUGUACUUCUGGAUAGAGAGGUCGAUAUGGUCACUCCAAUGUGUACCCAAUUAACAUAUGAGGGAUUGCUAGACGAGUUUCUUGGUGUCAAUAAUGGAGUUGUGGAACUUGAUGGAUCCAUCAUGGGAGUUCAACAAGAAGGGAAGAAGAUGAAGAUUCCACUUAAUUCAAGUGACAAAUUAUUCAAGGAGACACGAGAUCUAAAUUUUGAAGUUGUUGUCCAGGUUCUUCGUCAAAAAGCGACAUCCAUGAAGCAAGACUACACAGAAAUUUCCACUACCACUCAGACAGUCUCUGACUUGAAGGACUUCGUGAAGAAGCUUAAUUCAUUGCCGGAGAUGACUCGGCACAUAAAUCUUGCUCAACAUUUGUCAACACUAACGUCAAAACCAUCCUUUCCUGCGAGACUUGAUAUGGAACAAACACUACUGGAAGCCCAGAGCUAUGAAAUGAGAGAGCUUCUUCACAGCUAUGGUUUCGAGCAUAUUGCUACACUUGAUAACUUGGAAAAAGCUGGACUUUUUAGGAAGCAGGACUCCAAAAGCAACUGGCUGACCAUCAAACGUGCUUUGCAACUGUUAGUUGAGGAUACCGACACAGCUAAUCCAAAGGAUAUUUCCUAUGUCUUCUCUGGAUAUGCACCUCUCAGUGUUCGACUAGUUCAGCAGGCAAUACGAUCAGGAUGGCGCCCUGUUGAAGAAAUACUGAGGCUGCUGCCUGGGCCCCACUCGGAAAUCAAGAGAGGUGGAUUUUCUAGCAUCCCAUCUUAUGACACUCUGCCGGGAUCUCUAAACAGUUUGGAAAAACAUGCGGAUGGAAGGCGUGCAUUGGUCCUUGUAAUUUUUAUUGGAGGAGUUACAUUUGCUGAGAUCUCUGCUCUCCGUUUUCUCAGUUCUCAGGAAGGAAUGGCAUACGAAUUGAUCAUUGGAACAACAAAAAUUGUAAAUGGGCAGAGCUUGAUCGAAACCUUUGUAGACAGGUUGGGUUGACUUUGUGCAGUUCUUGUUUCGGCAGCUAUCGUUUUUUAGUACUGUUUGAUGAUGUUGAGGUUCUUCUGUUGGUAUGCAAGUUCUUUGUCUUUUAAGUGAACUUUAAGUGCACGUGUGAUACAUGAUUAAUACUAUUUUGUGAUUUAAAAUUAUGUAUUUAUAUGGUUUAUUCAAUUUUUCGGAUUAUUAUUCUUAAUGAAAGAAUGAAGUAC